AUGACAGCACCAUCCGCGGCCGUGCUGAUCCAGGCGUGGUGGCGCGGCACGCUGCUGCGCCGCUCGCUGGUGCGCGCUGCGCUCAGCGCGUGGAUAAUCCAGAUCUGGUGGAAGAAGACCCAGGCGCGGCUGCUGGACCGGCGCCGGCGGAUCUCGCUGGAGAUGUACGCUCGCAGGGAGUGGGCGGUCGUGAAGCUGCAGUCCCUGGUCCGGAUGUGGCGCAUCCGCCAGCGUUACUGUCGUUUGCUCCACGCGGUCCGCAUCAUCCAGGUCUACUGGCGCUGGCAUUGCUGCCACACUCGUGGCUUUAUUCAGGGCGACUAUGAGAUCAAGGAAGACAAACUGAACAUUCAACUUGAGAUUUCUCUGGGCUCACAGGCUUGUAAGGUGCAGCAGUGCAUACCCCUUCCAAUAAAAGAAUGA
Jaculus jaculus (lesser Egyptian jerboa) is the source of this 423-nucleotide messenger RNA. RefSeq names its product IQ domain-containing protein F5. The coding region runs from base 1 to 423 and encodes 140 amino acids. The transcript has a single exon. Gene Ontology annotation, molecular function: calmodulin binding. Lineage: Eukaryota; Metazoa; Chordata; Mammalia; Rodentia; Dipodidae. The record is from RefSeq and is a predicted model, not a curated record.